AUGGCAGAGCGAACGCCUCUGGGAUGGACCUGUGUCGGCCCCAUGCGAGAAAAAGGUCAAGUAUCCAGUCAGAUACGGACAGGAGCUCACGCCGUCACAGUCUCUGAGGAGGCUGGACUGGACAGAAUUCUUCGACAGUUCUGGGAGAUAGACAGUUUUCAGCCAAUGUCAGAUCGCAAGAGCCCUCUCACAACUGACGAAAAAAGUGCGGUGGCGCACGCUGAAGAAACGAUGGAGAUGCAAGACGGACGGUACGAAGUUGGCGUGCCCUGGAAAGGUCACACACCUGCUCUCAAUCAGAGAAGUAACAACAAGGGCGUGGCGCUGGCGAGGCUGCGAAGUUUGGAGGCCAGUCUGCUGAAGAAGCCAGACUUGAAGGACAAGUAUGAGGAAGUGAUCGCAUCGAAUCUAGAAAAGGGAUACGUCCGCAAGCUGGAGGAAUCUGACGUUGCCAUACAAAACGAGGCCUGCUGGUACCUGCCGCAUUUCCCAGUCGUAAGAGAAGACAAGCAAACCACAAAAGUGAGAUUUGUGAUGGAUGCCGCGUUCCAGGUUGGAGGACGCAGUCUGAACUCAGAAAUGCUGCCCGGACCAAAACUGCAAAAUGACAUCGUGGACCUGCUACUCAGGUUCAGACGAAGACCAGUUGCUCUGGUAGGAGACAUCAAGGAGAUGUUUAGCCAGAUCUGGUUGAAGGAGAGUGACAGAUGCUUCCACCGAUUCCUGUGGAGGAACAUGGAGUGUGAACGAGAGCCUGACGUAUAUGAGUCUACUAGGAUCAUAUUCGGUGGACGUGCUUCUCCCUUUCUGGCUCAGAAGGUUCUGCUGCACCAUGCCGAGAAAGAAAAAGAAGACUUUCCGCUGGCUGCCAACAUCAUCAAGGAAGAAACCUAUGUGGACGACGUGAUGACCUGUCUGGAGACAGAAGAGGAGGCCAGGCAGGCAAGAGAGGAGCUCACCCAGCUGCUAUCGAAGGGAGGAUUCUCGAUACGAAGAUGGUGCUCCAAUCGCUCAGCUCCUCUUGAUGGAGUCCCAGAUGAGGACAAGGUCACCAUCAAUCCAGACAGCUCCGGGCUGCCAACGACAAAAAUCCUGGGAAUUCAGUGGAACGCAGAGGCUGAUCAAUUUGUGUACGACGUCAUCACCCCGGAGAAGAUUGUGUACACAAAGAGAGGGGUGCUGUCGAAGGAAGUGGAGGAGCUGCACCAGAUCAGCAUCCCACGCUGCUUACGCCCGGAUCGUCAAGACAUAUGUGAUGUAUCUCUGCAUACAUUUACUGAUGCAUCAGAAAAAGCAUUUGGAGCAGUGACGUACAUCAGGUACGUCUUCAGCGACGGAAGUGUGACAGUCACGUUCGUAGCUGCUAAGACAAGAGUAGCGCCACUGAGUGCUACCAGCAUCCCUCGUCUGGAGCUCAUGGGUGCGCAGAGGCUGUUCACGCUGGGCAAGACGGCCAUGUGCGGGUCGUAG
This is a messenger RNA of Amphibalanus amphitrite, 1470 nucleotides long. RefSeq lists its product as uncharacterized. The transcript has 3 exons. The record is from RefSeq and is a predicted model, not a curated record. Bases 1 to 1470 code for a protein of 489 amino acids. NCBI's taxonomy places the organism in Eukaryota, Metazoa, Arthropoda, Thecostraca, Balanomorpha, Balanidae.